AUGGCAGUCAAAACAAAGGAAAUACAAGAAAUUAAAAUGGAAACAAAAAGUGGAAAAAUAGCACUGCAGUACCUCAUGAGAAACAAGUACUUUUAUUCACUCUGUGAAGGCAGUACAGAAUUCUCUGACCAGUCACUUGCACAGAAAUUGGUGGUGGUGACUGCACUGAAGUCAUUCCAUGUGAAAUCCGACGCCCCCAGCGGGGAAACGAAACCGACGCCCCCAGCGGGGAAACGAAACCGACGCCCCCAGCGGGGAAACGAAACCGACGCCCCCAGCGGGGAAACGAAACCGACGCCCCCAGCGGGGAAACGAAACCGACGCCCCCAGCGGGGAAACGAAACCGACGCCCCCAGCGGGGAAACGAAACCGACGCCCCCAGCGGGGAAACGAAACCGACGCCCCCAGCGGGGAAACGAAACCGACGCCCCCAGCGGGGAAACGAAACCGACGCCCCCAGCGGGGAAACGAAACCGACGCCCCCAGCGGGGAAACGAAACCGACGCCCCCAGCGGGGAAACGAAACCGACGCCCCCAGCGGGGAAACGAAACCGACGCCCCCAGCGGGGAAACGAAACCGACGCCCCCAGCGGGGAAACGAAACCGACGCCCCCAGCGGGGAAACGAAACCAACGCCCCCAGCGGGGAAACGAAACCAACGCCCCCAGCGGGGAAACGAAACCAACGCCCCCAGCGGGGAAACGAAACCAACGCCCCCAGCGGGGAAACGAAACCAACGCCCCCAGCGGGGAAACGAAACCAACGCCCCCAGCGGGGAAACGAAACCAACGCCCCCAGCGGGGAAACGAAACCAACGCCCCCAGCGGGGAAACGAAACCAACGCCCCCAGCGGGGAAACGAAACCAACGCCCCCAGCGGGGAAACGAAACCAACGCCCCCAGCGGGGAAACGAAACCAACGCCCCCAGCGGGGAAACGAAACCAACGCCCCCAGCGGGGAAACGAAACCAACGCCCCCAGCGGGGAAACGAAACCAACGCCCCCAGCGGGGAAACGAAACCAACGCCCCCAGCGGGGAAACGAAACCAACGCCCCCAGCGGGGAAACGAAACCAACGCCCCCAGCGGGGAAACGAAACCAACGCCCCCAGCGGGGAAACGAAACCAACGCCCCCAGCGGGGAAACGAAACCAACGCCCCCAGCGGGGAAACGAAACCAACGCCCCCAGCGGGGAAACGAAACCAACGCCCCCAGCGGGGAAACGAAACCAACGCCCCCAGCGGGGAAACGAAACCAACGCCCCCAGCGGGGAAACGAAACCAACGCCCCCAGCGGGGAAACGAAACCAACGCCCCCAGCGGGGAAACGAAACCAACGCCCCCAGCGGGGAAACGAAACCAACGCCCCCAGCGGGGAAACGAAACCAACGCCCCCAGCGGGGAAACGAAACCAACGCCCCCAGCGGGGAAACGAAACCAACGCCCCCAGCGGGGAAACGAAACCAACGCCCCCAGCGGGGAAACGAAACCAACGCCCCCAGCGGGGAAACGAAACCAACGCCCCCAGCGGGGAAACGAAACCAACGCCCCCAGCGGGGAAACGAAACCAACGCCCCCAGCGGGGAAACGAAACCAACGCCCCCAGCGGGGAAACGAAACCAACGCCCCCAGCGGGGAAACGAAACCAACGCCCCCAGCGGGGAAACGAAACCAACGCCCCCAGCGGGGAAACGAAACCAACGCCCCCAGCGGGGAAACGAAACCAACGCCCCCAGCGGGGAAACGAAACCAACGCCCCCAGCGGGGAAACGAAACCAACGCCCCCAGCGGGGAAACGAAACCAACGCCCCCAGCGGGGAAACGAAACCAACGCCCCCAGCGGGGAAACGAAACCAACGCCCCCAGCGGGGAAACGAAACCAACGCCCCCAGCGGGGAAACGAAACCAACGCCCCCAGCGGGGAAACGAAACCAACGCCCCCAGCGGGGAAACGAAACCAACGCCCCCAGCGGGGAAACGAAACCAACGCCCCCAGCGGGGAAACGAAACCAACGCCCCCAGCGGGGAAACGAAACCAACGCCCCCAGCGGGGAAACGAAACCAACGCCCCCAGCGGGGAAACGAAACCAACGCCCCCAGCGGGGAAACGAAACCAACGCCCCCAGCGGGGAAACGAAACCAACGCCCCCAGCGGGGAAACGAAACCAACGCCCCCAGCGGGGAAACGAAACCAACGCCCCCAGCGGGGAAACGAAACCAACGCCCCCAGCGGGGAAACGAAACCAACGCCCCCAGCGGGGAAACGAAACCAACGCCCCCAGCGGGGAAACGAAACCAACGCCCCCAGCGGGGAAACGAAACCAACGCCCCCAGCGGGGAAACCAACGCCCCCAGCGGGGAAACCAACGCCCCCAGCGGGGAAACCAACGCCCCCAGCGGGGAAACCAACGCCCCCAGCGGGGAAACCAACGCCCCCAGCGGGGAAACCAACGCCGCCAGCGGGGAAACCAACGCCCCCAGGAAACUGA
Molecule: messenger RNA, 2487 nt
Organism: Schistocerca cancellata (South American locust)
Lineage: Eukaryota; Metazoa; Arthropoda; Insecta; Orthoptera; Acrididae
Product: nascent polypeptide-associated complex subunit alpha, muscle-specific form-like
Exons: 3
Coding region: 1-2487 (828 amino acids)
Source: RefSeq, a predicted model, not a curated record